AAGUUGAUGGACCAGCUGCCUCAGCUCUUCAGCCGGCUCCACUCCAGUCAGUCCAGUCUGUCUGAUCGAGAGUCUCAGCCUCACAAUGUGUCCCGGAGGAACUACUUCAGGAGCCGGUCCGGACGCUCGCUGUAUGUCUCCAUCUGCAACAUGCACCAGCACAUCAGCCAGAACCCAGACUGGUUUGAGAAGCAGCUGGCUCCUUCAGGAGGUUCCUCAGCCUCCCCCUCCAAACACCCUCCAGUGGCUGACCCUAGCCCUCCUCCAAAGCCUUCCUGCGCCUCCUCUUCCUCUCAGUCCGUGGGGAGGUGUGACUCUGGCCUGGUGCUGAACGAGGUUGUUGUUAAUACACCGUCCCUGGAGGGUGGAGAGGGGGCCCCGGGGAGGAACAUGCUCCUGCUGGCCCCUGGCUCCAGUCCCAGCCUACACCCUGGCCCCAGCCCCAGCCCUAGUCCCAGUCCUGGACUCUGUUCCAGUCCUAGACUGCCACACUGCUCCCUGUCCAUGCUGGGAAGCACUUCAAGGUCCACUUCUGGCAUAUCUGGCCUGUCCCCUGAAGAGUCCUCCUCCUCCUGCUCCGCACCCUCCAUCCUGCAGGACGUGGUGUGUCCUGUCCACACUGAGGCAGAAGAAGGCCGCCACUCACUUCCAGAGGUCCCGCCCCCUCGUGAUUCGGGCAUCUAUGAUUCGUCCGUCCCUUCUUCAGAACUCUCCAUUCCCCUUAUGGACGGCCUGUCACAGGACCAGGCUGACUCCUCCUCUCUGGCAGACAGCGAAUCGUCUUCUUCGGGGCUGGGUGACGAGGAGCCGCCUGCUGUGACGUCGCUCCACUGCAGCGCCGCUACAGUUUGUAAAGCGGAGCUGCACCACCAUCACCACCUGGAGCACGCCGACGGACUCGCACCUGUGGCCACAUUGUAGGGGACCAGCCCAGUGAUGUCAUAACAGAGCCAAAAACUAAUUGGCCUCAGACCUGAAUCCUAUCUUAAAAGUCAUGGAAAUUAUACUGGAAUUAACUCAAUGGCACUGCAGUGGUUCACCUGUGGAAGAUCCUGCUCCGUAGUAACUAUGAUAGCCACUGCAUGUAGAACCUUUGUUCCUGGAAGUUAUUGCGUUUUAUAACUCUUGGCCUUGGUAUCUAUUGUAAGUGCUGCGUGUUUGGAACAACGCCACCUACUAAGUUAUGUGACUUACCUCCCUGGUAACUAUGGUAACCACUAAUCCCUUACAACUUGUUUACUAUUGCGUCAUUUUCACUACAUGAUAUGCCAAGAUGUCUCACCUCACCUCUUUUUUUUUUUAUCGUUUUCAAAUUUCAGACAUUAUUUUACUUGGUCAUUUAUAUGAUACCAACUUGGUACUGGUUCUAAGUGAGCUGUGCUGAUGCUAGAACGUUGAAUUAAAGAGGCCCUAUUAUGCUAUGCAUGGUUUUCCCUUUCCUGUAGUGUGUUAUAUAGGUUUCUGUGCACGUAAAUAGUCUGCAAAGGCUAGAAUCCCCACGUUCCCUUCAGAGGGAGUUUCUCUCCUUCAGAGUCAUUCUAACCAUAAUUUAACUAAGAAAUAUGAGCCUGCAAAACUAUUACAGUACAGCACAGAAUACAAUUGUCAUACGUUACUUGUUUUUUUUGCCAUUAUCCGGCAAACAUUGCAUGGACAAUUAUGUCACAGAGAUUUCAUGCAGUGUGGGCAACAGCUGAGAAUCCUGCCUGUACUGAGGGGGGGUGCUACCAGCACUGGAAACAAAAUGCAAAAAAAAGACGUGGUGCCAAAUGGGAGACAUGUCGAACCAUGUAGUGCAAAUGAGGCAGGUAAGAAUGGUAACACCAGCUACAGCGUGUACUACACUAGUGCCUCGGAUACUACGGUACUUUGUUGGCACUGCCUGAAUGAUUUUUGAAGGACUGGAUCUACAGGUGCUGGCUAAGUUGACCAGAUCAAACCAAAGACUGCCUCAGCACUGUGAUUGAUUGACAGCUGGCCCAAGUAUGAAAUGAUGUUCAGGCACUUUUUGAUGCUGGAACGAAAACACAAUGCCACAAACAUGUUCUGAAGCUCCCCGGGAAAAACAUCCAACAGGAUCCAAGAAUCUUCUGAUCUUCUGUGAUUACCCACAAAGAUUUCUUUAAGAAAAUCUGCAACUCUGAGGAUAUUAUACCAUAUAUAUGCUCAUUCCUUAAAGCAGCAAAUACGAACAUAACAACUGCCUAAUAAUAAAUCAUUCAACUGUAAAAAAUAACUGUUAAAGAAACUGUCAGAAAUGUAAUCGUGCUUAUGUGAUAUAAUGUUUUGGACAAGUUUUAUGGAAUAUGUAUUGAAGUGAAAUUCUUAGUUUUUCUCUGCUUUCCAAUUAACAAGUUCAGAGCAUACAAUUCAGACUCAUUCAGCUGGUGGUAUAACGUAUUGAACACUGUGGGUACAUUGUUAAGCUUGUGGUUACAUAUUUUAAAGUAUUCAAUAUUAAUGUUACAUUUAUAGUCAUGUAUUUCUUGUUAAAUUCUUAUCUAGCAUUGUUGCAGGAAGCAGCGAUGAGGAGGGCAUUAUGAAAAGUGACACUUUUUUUGUAAAAAUCCUUAUUACUAAACCACUUUGAAGAUGCAUAUACUGUAUGGAAGCCCAUUCAUGCCAGAAGAAAGAUAAAUUCAUUAAAUGUUUUCAAAUAAAAUUACAAAAUAAUGUCACAUUUUCUGGUUACUAUGUAAUAAAUAUGCGAUACAGUUUUAGUUAUGGAAGAAGAUAGUAACAAUCUGCCUUCAUAACUUUGCAUGUGGCUUAAUCACUGUUACAUAUCUCAUAAUUGUGGCUAAGUCCUUGCAAAUGAGCUUCCAUACACUUUUUUCCAAGUUAUUUUGUCAGUUUGUUGUGGUUUGAACCACCAUGUGUUUAAAGUUUUAUAAAGUAUUUUUAUUUUCCUACUCAAAUGUUUUAUGUGACGACUUCUGCAUGGUUGAGUAUGUUGGAAGAGAAGAUUCAGCAUUUCCUACUUGUAAAUAGUAUUCUUAUUUUUAUUUUAACCCUGGAAAUGUCUGUUCUGCUUCAAUUUUAUAGAGUUAGUCUGUUGUUUUACUAUUCUCUCUACGUUUGAUAGUAAUGUACUGUUUUAAAGUACCCUAAUGUAGGACAUAGAUAAAUUCAUCAAAUAAAAUGUUU
This is a messenger RNA of Notothenia coriiceps (black rockcod), 3147 nucleotides long. RefSeq names its product interleukin-17 receptor D-like. Lineage: Eukaryota; Metazoa; Chordata; Actinopteri; Perciformes; Nototheniidae. The transcript is spliced from 3 exons. Gene Ontology annotation, molecular function: interleukin-17 receptor activity. The coding region runs from base 7 to 921 and encodes 304 amino acids. The record is from RefSeq and is a predicted model, not a curated record.